UCUGUCAGAAGGUGGAGCUUGGGAGCUUUAUAUAUAUAUAUAUUGAGGGUGCAUGGAAUACAUCACUUGCGUUAAGAAGAAUCUGCACUUCCCGAGGCUUUUCAGCAGACUACAUUCCACCACACAAGAUAACAGUUUAGUAAGACCAUGGCUGGGAAACCCAAGCUUCACUACUUCAACGGAAGAGGGAGAAUGGAAACCAUAAGGUGGAUUUUGGCUGCAGCUGGGAUUGAGUUUGAAGAGCAAUUCAUUGACUCAAAAGAAGAUCUACAGAAGUUAAAAAAAGAUGGAUACCUGCUUUUUGAACAGGUGCCCAUGGUGGAAAUUGAUGGGAUGAAGCUGGUGCAGACGCGAGCCAUUCUCAAUUACAUCGCAGCAAAAUACAACCUCUACGGGAAGGACUUGAAGGAGAAAGCAUUAAUUGACAUGUACUGUGAAGCUACUGUAGAUCUCAACGAGGGAAUUAUGCUGCUUAAUUUCAAGCCAGCCGACACCCGGGCGAAGGAGACACAGACAAUCCUGGAGAAAGCCUCCACCAGAUAUUUCCCAGUCUUUGAAAAGGUGCUCAAGGAUCAUGGAAAAGAAUUCCUUGUGGGGAAACAGCUCAGCAGAGCAGAUGUUCAACUGCUUGAAAGCAUUUUGAUGGCGGAAGAGUUGAAGGCAGACAUUCUCUCCGGCUUUCCUCUAUUAAAGGCUUUUAAAGAGAGGAUAAGUAGCAUCCCCACAAUUAAGAAAUUCUUGCAGCCUGGCAGUGCACGAAAACCUCCACUAAACGAGAAGGCGGCAGCUGAAGCAAUAAAAAUUUUUCACUAAAUUUUGGCUGGGAAUCUGGGGGUCAUUAACUGGUGUAGAUAGAAAUGCUGAGUUUAGAUGUGGCAGUAACUGUACAUCAAGUGAUUGUAAGGGACUGUAACGUGGCAGGCCUCUGCUUCAGGAUCAAUCAACAAUCAGUUACAGCAGAAAGAUCAAGAUGUGUAAAGAUAAAACUUUGCCAUUAAACUAACCUGAAAUAAAACAUUCUAUAUUUGA
Thamnophis elegans (Western terrestrial garter snake) is the source of this 1029-nucleotide messenger RNA. It is a transcript of the gene GSTA1, whose product is annotated as glutathione S-transferase alpha 1. The coding region runs from base 148 to 813 and encodes 221 amino acids. The record is from RefSeq and is a predicted model, not a curated record. NCBI's taxonomy places the organism in Eukaryota, Metazoa, Chordata, Lepidosauria, Squamata, Natricidae. Gene Ontology annotation, biological process: xenobiotic metabolic process; glutathione metabolic process. The transcript has 7 exons. Gene Ontology annotation, molecular function: glutathione transferase activity.